CGAGUAAACCUUUGGAAAAUCAGCCGUUCGACCAGAUGGGCCUCCAUCGGAUGUCGCUAUUGGUGUUGGUGAGGGUGUGAGAAAAUUAAAGGGAGAGAAUUUUUGUACGAAACACGAAAAGUGUCCGAUUAUCAUCGUCGUACCGAAAUCAGUUUUCCGUACCCUCCCUUGAGUUUGGUUGGUGUCGUCCUCGCGGCUGAGUGCGUACACGAGCAGCUAAUUGAUUGCAACAAGAAACGCUUGGGGCACAAUCACUUCAGCGCCUGAACAGUGUGAAACCAUUUAUUUGCAUACCUUUAGGAGUAAGCAUCCGAAAAACCCCCCGCAGGAUCGCAGAAAAACUUUCUUCUCUGUUUUUCCCGUAUUUUCAACGAAAGAAAAAAGUCUGUGCUUUCCCGAGUGAGAAUUGGCAAAUUUUUCGCAUCGGUAGACGAAAAAGAAAAGUGCAAGUAUAAAUAUUUUACAUCCUCAUAAUAGUGCGGAAGGAAAAUGUCAGCCAUUGAACUGCUGAAGGAACUGGUAAAGGCCUCGGAAAGAGCAGCGAACAUUGCGAGGCUCUGUCGCAAGGAUGAACAUUUGUUCGGUUUGCUAAUUCAGGAAAAGCCCCGCGAGGAGGCCAACACUCGUUUCGAACAUGAUUUUAAGACCCUGGCAGAUUGCCUAAUUCAGGAAGCUGUGAGGCAUAAUAUUGGACAAAAGUUUCCGGAGCUGCGGGACAGCAUUAGGGGUGAGGAAAAUCCUAGCUUUACAAACGCCAGCGGAGAAUCGAUUGUUGUGGCUGUAGGCGAGGAUAAGGAUGAAACUAUCGAAAGUAUUCAGAAGAUAUUGAACGGCGAUAGAGUUGCUGCCGAACGAUUGGUUGAGGAAGUGUACAAGGAUAUUGAAAUUGAUCUGGACAAAUGGCAAAUUCCGGAUGAGUCGAUUGCGCUGGACAAUGAACUGGUCGAUUUGGGAAUCUGGAUCGAUCCCAUCGAUGGCACUGCGGAGUACAUCAAGGCGCAAGAAAAACCCACCAAAUAUCCUAACAUUAUGGCGUCAGGGCUGAAAUGCGUCACUGUGCUGAUUGGCGUUUACGAAAUACCACGUGGGACGCCGAUUAUCGGUGUCGUAAAUCAGCCUUUCGCCAACGAAGUCGAUGCUGGCGAGUACGAAGGCAAGAUAUUUUGGGGUCUGACUGUGGGCGAUCUGAAGUUCAAUAAUAUUGCUCCGGUCGAAACGGAAGAUCGCAUCGCUCUACUUUCGCCGUCAGAACAAUCGAAAUAUGUCGAGUUCUUGAAAAACCAAUUGAAAUAUGAUAUCGUAUACUCGUCUGGAGCCGGUCACAAAAUUCUAAAAGUUGCCACGGGUGAAGCUGAGCUAUUUCUCCUCAGCAAGGGCAACACCUAUAAGUGGGACACUUGUGCCCCUCAGGCGAUUCUACGAUCUCUGGACGGGGAGCUGUUCGAUCUUCAGGAUACGCUUAUCAAUAAAUCGUUGAAGAAAAUUUCAUAUCAUAAUCGGACGGUCAUUCGCAACAUGGGCGGCCUGAUUGCCUAUCGGAACAUCGAAAAGUUCAAAGAUUUCCUCAAGUUUGAUGUUUUUAGGACUGUGGCAAAAGCUUCCAAACCCGGUAAGCCCAAACCAAAAACCAUGGCCAAAAAAGAACCACUCAUCCUCUCGAAUCGGCCAAACAAACGAACGCCUCCAGAAGCCCCGAAGGAGCGCAACGAAAAAGGAAUCAUCUAUGUGAAACACCUGCCACAUGGAUUUUUCGAAACCCAACUGAGACAAUUCUUCGGUCAGUUUGGUGAAGUAACCCGGGUACAUGUGGCCAGAUCCAAACGUACGCUUCGAAGCCGCGGCUAUGCCUACGUGGAGUUUCGCUUCCGAGAGGUCGCCCAGAUAGCUUCAGAGACCAUGAACAAUUAUUUAAUGUUCGGGAAAAUUCUGAAAACUGGAAUCUUGCCGGCCGGUGCCAAAAGGAUUCCGGCGCGUUAUGAGAUGGCAUACGACGCCGAGGGGAACAAAACCAGCUCGUACAAGCUGUGGCUCAAGCGAAUGGUAGCCAAAAGCAAUGGACGAGUGACCAAGACUAAGGUGGUGAAACGGAACAAGCGCUCGCUGGCCAAACUGAAGCAAAUGAAGAAGCGCUUCGGGGAACUGGGGGUCGAUUUCGAUGUCGAUCAGAUUGCCCCGGAUUACAGUAGCGAGGAUUUGACACUACCCCCGGUUGAUGAGGAGGAGGCGAAGAUUCAGGCAGCGAAGGAAAAACGGAAGGCCCGGAAGCAAAAGGUGGACAAACUGGAGAUUUCCAUCGAUAGUACGAAAACUGAAGAGAAAGCGGACGUUAGCCAGGAUUCCGUCGACAACGAUGACGACACAGACGAAGAUGCCAGCUUCCUUCCGCUGGAAUCGACCGAUUGGGACGUUCCCGGAUCAACAGACAGUUCAGAUGACGAAAAUCUCGAUCAGGAGCCGUCAAAGAAAAAGUUAACGCUAAAACCUACGGCUGCAAGCCAGAAACUUAAAUCGCAAGCAGUGGAAUUCGCUACCAAAAUGAAGCAGCAAAUCGACAGUGACAAGAAAAAAGGACAAGGUAAAGCGACGACUGGACCAGGUAAGAAAUCAGCGGCAGGAGCUAAACGGCCACUUGUUCUGCGGCCACCGAGUACUUCGGCUGAUGAAAGUUCCCCCGAAAAGCCAGUUGCUAAAGGUAAGAAACAAAAAGUGCCUGCUAAAGCAAAACUCCAGAGCUCAGCAAAGGUACCAGAUGCUAAGGAAAAGAAAUUAAUCGGUGGAGGUGUUGUCAAGAAAGGCAAGGACAAGAAAAAGCUGCAAAAGGCGCCGGAAGCCAGCAGUACCCUGAAAUCCGUCGCCAAAUCCAUGAUGAAGGAUCCAAACGUUAAGAAGGUAAAGAGCAAGGAUAUCGGCAAAAAGAAGAGGAAAUAAAUAUUUUAAAUUUUA
Molecule: messenger RNA, 2943 nt
Organism: Uranotaenia lowii
Lineage: Eukaryota; Metazoa; Arthropoda; Insecta; Diptera; Culicidae
Exons: 7
Coding region: 490-2928 (812 amino acids)
Molecular function (GO): inositol-1,4-bisphosphate 1-phosphatase activity; RNA binding
Source: RefSeq, a predicted model, not a curated record